GGAAUUCAAGUGACAGCUACGACUCCCUCAAUGCGUGCUGUGAGAUUUGAAACUGGAUUGAUAGAGCUUGAACUCUCAAACAGACUGCAAACCAAAGCAAUGCCUGGAAGUAGCAGCUACCUCAAACUGUUUGGGAAAUGCCAGGUGGAUUUGAAUCUGGCACUAGGACAGAUUGUUAAACAUCAGGUUUAUGAAGAAGCUGGCUCGGACUUUCAUCAAGUUGCCUAUUUUAAGACAAGAAUUGGAUUAAGAAAUGCUCUCAGAGAAGAAAUCAGUGGCUCUUCAGACAGAGAAGCUGUGCUCAUUACUUUGAACAGACCGAUUGUUUUUGCUCAGCCUGUGGCCUUUGAUAGAGCUGUGCUGUUUUGGCUGAACUACAAGGCUGCAUAUGACAACUGGAAUGAACAGAGAAUGGCUUUACAUAAAGAUAUUCAUAUGGCCACAAAAGAGGUAGUAGAUAUGCUGCCUGGAAUCCAGCAAACCUCUGCACAGGCUUUUGGGACCCUCUUCCUUCAGCUGACUGUCAAUGACUUAGGAAUUUGCCUGCCCAUCACCAAUACACCUCAGUCUAACCACACUGCAGAUCUGGACACUGGUUCUGCUUUAGUCCUGACCAUCGAAAGCACAUUAAUCACUGCCUGCUCCUCAGAGUCUUUGGUCAGCAAAGGGCAUUUCAAAAACUUCUGUAUCCGCUUUGCUGAUGGCUUUGAGACAAGUUGGGAUGACUGGAAACCAGAAAUAAGAGGAGAUUUAGUCAUGAAUGCAUGUGUUGUGCCAGAUGGUACCUAUGAAGUGUGUUCUAGGACAACGGGACAAGCUGCAGCAGAAAGUAGCAGUGCUGGAACCUGGACACUGAAUGUGCUGUGGAAGAUGUGUGGUAUUGAUGUCCACAUGGAUCCCAACAUUGGGAAGAGACUGAAUGCCUUAGGCAACACCCUCACAACACUGACAGGAGAAGAAGAUAUUGAUGAUAUCGCAGACCUCAACUCUGUAAACAUAGCUGACCUUUCAGAUGAGGAUGAAGUUGACACUAUGUCUCCCACAAUACAUGCUAAAUCAGGUGGAGGCUCAUUGUGUGGAGAUGCACGCAAGCUAACAUUUGGGCAGCGGAUUGUAAAUCACCUGCUGGGUUUGAGCCCCCCAACCCACCGGCACUCUGUUCCUGUGGAGUAUCUUUUGGGGUCAGCGCAGCAGGAUUUUCUCCAGUCUAGCAGAUCACAUAUGAAAGCAGGCAGAUCCUGCUCAUGGGGACAUGAGGUUGUGGAUCACCGGCGUCAGGGAGCUUCCAGCAUCCAAAUUGGAGAGCAGCGAGGAAGAAAAUUUGUGAAACGUUUGGUUGAUAUUAGGGAGCUCAAUGAACAAGCUAAAGUUAUUGAUGACUUAAAAAAAUUAGGUGCAAGUGAAGGGACUAUCAAUCAAGAAAUCCAGCGCUACCAGCAGCUGGAGUCGGUGGCUGUGAACGACAUCCGCCGGGACGUUCGGAAAAAGCUACGGAGAUCCAGCAUGAGGGCUGCCUCCUUGAAGGACAAAUGGGGUCUCAGCUACAAACCGAGCUACAGCCGAUCCAAGAGCAUUUCUGCAUCAGGAAGGCCACCUCUGAAGAGAAUGGACAGAACCAGUUCUCGACUAGGUGACAGUGAAGACCUCCCAGACAUCCGUGUAGAUGCUGCAUCUCCUGGGCCAAGAGUAACCUUCAACAUACAAGAUUCUUUUCCAGAGGAGACAGAAAUGGACCUUUUGUCUGUAACUAUUGAUGGUCCCUCCCAUUACUCAUCUACUAGUGAAGGCUCAUGCUCGGUAUUUGGUUCACCCAAAACUCCAGUAGUCUUCUCACCCGGCAUUCCCUUCCAGCCUGAAGAAGGACGCCGGGAUGACAGCUUAUCAUCCAGCAGUGAGGACUCUGAGAAGGAGGAUGACCAUGAAAGAGAGAGACCAUAUUUUUAUAGGAAACCACCGAGCACCUCUCGCAAGAAGGCAACAGGCUUCGCUGCUGUGCACCAGCUGUUCACCGAGCGCUGGCCAACCACACCUGCCAACAGAAGUAUGACUGGCACAACCACGGAGAGAAACAUUGACUUUGAACUUGAUAUCAGGGUUGAAAUUGAUUGUGGAAAAUGUGUCCUGCACCCUACAAUGCUCCAGCAAGAACAUGAUGACAUUAGUUUACGAAGGAGCUAUGAUCGGAGUUCCAGAAGUUUGGAUCAGGAGUCUCCUUCCAAAAAGAAGAAAUUUCAAACUAAUUAUGCAUCUACUACUCAUUUACUUGCUGGCAAGAAAGUGCCAUCAUCUCUACAGACCAAAUCUAGUGAUGUGGAAACAACAGUGUUUUAUAUCCCGGGGGUGGAUGUAAAG
This is a messenger RNA of Acanthisitta chloris (rifleman), 2352 nucleotides long. RefSeq lists its product as uncharacterized. The transcript has 14 exons. The record is from RefSeq and is a predicted model, not a curated record. NCBI's taxonomy places the organism in Eukaryota, Metazoa, Chordata, Aves, Passeriformes, Acanthisittidae. Gene Ontology annotation, biological process: synaptic vesicle endocytosis. The annotation marks the transcript as partial.